GGAGGCGACAGCAGGGCUCAGGGGACACGGGGGCAGGAGCCCUGGCCUCAGCAAUGUGACAGCUCCAAACCAGAGGUUGCAGGGCAGCUGCUGGGCUGGGGGAAGGAAAGGCUGAGCUACCUGAGCUGGGGACAGCAGCAGAGUGGAAGAGAACAGGACUCUGAGCCCUCCUGGCCCCCUAAGCGGGAGAUACCAGCUGCCCUUAGGGCCUGACCUCAGCUAACCCUGAUGGCCCACAUGGGGCACAGGGUCUAAUUUUAGCUCCAGCCACAGGGCUUACAGCCCAGGAGUGCCUGCCAGCAAGCAGAAGGACUGUCAGGCAAGAGGAGGAGUGGAAGACCAGCUCUGCUUCCUUCCAGCCUGCCCCCUGGCCACAUCAUCCCAUGGGAGCCCUGAGUUGUCCCCCAUGGCCUGGCAGACAGCCCUCCUCUCAGCUGAGGGCAAGGUCACGGGGCACAGCCAGGAGAGCAGAGGGAUACAGACUUGCAGUCUGGACAGUAGUUGCAUCAGCCUGAGUGGUGCCCAGGGUCAGGGGGCCUGGCUAAAGGGCAAAGGCUGUCUUGGUUGUCCAAAGUCUAUGGAAGCAGAGUUCUGGGCAGGAAGGGAAAUCCAGAAAGCUGGGUUCUACCCAGCCUCCUCAUGCCUGGCUGACGACUUGCUCUUUGACCUGAGGCAGGCAACUUGCUCUGGAUGGGCCUCAGUCUUCCCAUCUGUACAAUGAGAGCACUGGACUAGAAGCAGCUCCAGUCCCCAGCCCUCAGGGCCCUGCUCCUCCUGUUUGCUGGCAGAGGCCUCCCAGCUUCCUGGCUUCCACAGUCCUGGCUGUGGGUGGCCACAUGCAGUCGUGGAGAAGGAAGUCCCUCUGGCUGGCACUGUCAGCCUCCUGGCUGCUCCUCGUCCUCCUGGGAGGCCUCCCCCUUCUCCGCCCAGCAGUGCCCUCCAGACCUCGACCAGGGGCUCCCCAAGGCUGGCCCCACUGGCUGGAUGCAGAGCUCCUGCAGAGUUUCUCCCAAUCGGGGGAACUCCUAGAAGAUGCCCCUCGACCUCCUCGAGCCUCUCACGGUAGCAGCUGCAACUGGGGAACCUGCUUUGACACCUCGAAGUGCAGGGGUGAUGGUCUCAAGGUAUUUGUGCACCCAGUGGCGGCAGCAGCCUUACCAAUGUCUGAGACCCAUCGCAGGAUUCUGGCUUUCAUUGAGGGCUCCCGCUACCACAGCUUCAGCCCUGCUGAGGCCUGCCUCUACCUACUCCUCAGCCUGGACAGCCCAGCUGGAGAAUGUGGCCCCGUGCCUUCACAAUGGAAUGGGGGCAAGAACCAUCUGGUCCUUAGUCUCCACCCAGCCCUGUGCCCCAGAACCUUGCAGCUGGGACAGGCUAUGGUGGCCAAGGCCAGCCCCACAGUGGACUCCUUCCGGCCUGGUUUUGAUGUGGCCCUCCCUCUUCUCCCUGAAGCCCACCCAUUACAAGGUGGGGUUUCUGGCCAGCUGCGGCAGCACAGCCCCCUGCCCGGGGUAGCCCUGCUAGCCCUGGAAGAGGAGAGGGGUGGGUGGCGCACAGCAGGCACCAACUCCUCUGCCUGCCUCUGGGAUGGGCACUGCAAACAAGACCCUGGACCUGAGCUGACCCACUCCAGGGAAACACUGCCUAAUGCCACCUUCUGCCUCAUCUCCGGCAAACGGCCUGAUGCCUCCUUGCGCUUCCUCCAAGCCCUGCAGGCUGGCUGCAUCCCUGUGCUUCUCAGCCCCCCCUGGGAGCUACCCUUCUCUGAGGUCAUCGACUGGACCAAGGCAGCCAUCAUAGCUGAUGAGAGGCUCCUACUUCAGGUCCCGGCUGCCCUCCAGGAGAUGUCCCCUGCACGGGUCCUUGCCCUGCGUCAGCAGACCCAGUUUCUGUGGGACGCCUACUUCUCCUCAGUGGAAAAGGUCAUCCACACCACGCUGGAGAUUAUUCAGGAUCGGAUCUUCGGAACAUCUGCUCACCCCUCACUGCUGUGGAACAACCCCCCAGGGGCACUCCUGGCUCUGCCUACUUUUUCCAUCAUCCCCCAGGACUUCCCUUUCUACCACUUUCAGCAGGGCUCUCGCCCUGAGGGCAGAUUCAGCACCCUGAUCUGGGUGGGGGCCCCAGGCCAGCCGCCCCUGAAGCUCAUCCAGGCGGUGGCAGGCUCCCAGCACUGUGCUCAGAUCUUGGUUCUCUGGAGCAACGAGCAGCCACUUCCAUCCAGGUGGCCGGAGACAGCAGUGCCCUUGACAGUCAUGAACGGGCACAGGAAGGUCAGUGAUCGCUUCUUCCCAUAUAGCAGCAUCAGCACUGACGCCAUUCUCAGCCUUGAUGCCCGCAGCAGUCUCUCCACAAGCGAGGUGGACUUUGCCUUUGUGGUGUGGCAGAGCUUCCCGGAGAGGAUGGUGGGCUUUCUGACGUGGAGCCACUUCUGGGAUGAGGCCCUGGGUGGCUGGGGCUACACUGCUGAGAAGACCAAUGAAUUCUCCAUGGUUCUCACCACAGCUGCUUUCUAUCAUAGGUAUUACCACACUCUCUUCACCUAUUCCCUGCCCAAGGCUCUGAGGACGCUGACAGAUGAGGCACCCGCCUGUGUGGACAUACUGAUGAACUUCCUAGUAGCGGCAGUCACCAAGCUGCCCCCUAUCAAGUUGCCCUACGGCAAGCAACAGCAGAAGACUGCUCCACCGGCUCCUGGGGUCCCAAAGUCUGGGCCAAAACACCAGCCCCCAGCCCCGGACUGCAUCAACCAGAUGGCAGCAGCUUUUGGCCACAUGCCCCUGGUGUCCUCUCGCCUGCGUCUGGACCCGGUGCUGUUCAAGGACCCGGUGUCGGUGCAGCGCAAGAAGUACCGCAGCCUGGAGAAGCCCUAGUGGGACCCGCGGAGAUCCCAGAUUCUCGCCUCCUCCAGGGACUUGCCUGACCCUCAUCCCUGUCCCGGAUGGGUUCAGUCUCCUUUGUGCUUUCGCGGUCCAGCACUGCCUCGCAGUGUGUACACCGUCAGGCCCCAGGAUUGGCCUCUGAGCUUCUUCAGAUGACGGCUCAUGUCCUCUUCUGACAGGUGCGCCGCAAAUAUACGACGAACAGAUGAAAGAGACAUUAACCACAUGCCUGGCUUCAUGCUAACGGUGGCAGGAGUGUGACCAAUGACUUCAGGGAAGUCACCUCAGACCUCUAGGUUGUCAGUCUCAAUCCUUGCGCUCCAGCCAAGGAGCAGAGAGGUACAAAGAAGCGACGAGUAGGGGGCGGGGGGAACAAGGGGAGAUGAGAACAAAAGCACCGCCCUAGUCCUGCCCGGGACCCUCGAUUCAGGCGUGACCUUCUACCAUGCAUUACCAACCUAGACCAGUAGAGGUCAGCACCACACCGCUUUCUCCCUUAGAAAGGGACUGGAGUUUUAAACGCUCGCCUAGUCUGAGGGUGGGCAGGGGGACGUGGAGGGUUAGCGGUUAUGUGCAGCCGGAGGGCUGAAAACUGGGGAAGAGGAAUCUGAAUAGCCCCACCCCUUUGGCUCGCACAUCUGGAACUCAGGAAGGGGCCAUUUCUAAGUGAGACCUGAGGCUCUAUAGAUUGGACUGGAGUGGAGAAAGGGACUCUAGGUUCUCCUGGCUUCACCCACCCAGAACUGGAAUUAUCACUUUCGAAAUAAAGCGCGUGUCCUUGCCCCCUCAC
Otolemur garnettii (small-eared galago) is the source of this 3672-nucleotide messenger RNA. RefSeq names its product exostosin like glycosyltransferase 1 (gene EXTL1). Gene Ontology annotation, cellular component: membrane. Lineage: Eukaryota; Metazoa; Chordata; Mammalia; Primates; Galagidae. Bases 837 to 2873 code for a protein of 678 amino acids. The record is from RefSeq and is a predicted model, not a curated record. The transcript is spliced from 12 exons. Gene Ontology annotation, molecular function: glycosyltransferase activity.